Molecule: messenger RNA, 2159 nt
Organism: Hordeum vulgare subsp. vulgare (domesticated barley)
Lineage: Eukaryota; Viridiplantae; Streptophyta; Magnoliopsida; Poales; Poaceae
Product: protein transport protein sec31-like
Exons: 1
Coding region: 116-1756 (546 amino acids)
Source: RefSeq, a predicted model, not a curated record
UCGCACACGCACACCCAGCUGAUCCAUCCCCAAUUCGACCGUCAGAGGAAAAAAAAAGAUCCAUCCCCAAUUCGAGCUCCACCGAACCCUCCUCAAUCCCACCCUCCACCCAACAAUGGAUCCGGCCGCCGCCGCCGCACGGCGGCAGGCGGACAAGUGGAUGAGUGUGGCCGAGAAGCUCCUCAUGGCGAGGGACCUCGAGGGCUGCAAGGAGUUCUCCUCCCAGGCCAUCGCCGCCGACCCCCGUACCCCGGGCGCUGAGGAUCUCUACGCCGCCGCCGACGUCCUCCUCGCGUCCCAGCGCCGCCGACUGCCCAGCGGCCAGCCCGAUCCCUACGCUGUUCUCGGCCUCGACCCUGCCAACCCCGCGUCGCGCCACCCGGACGUCGUCCACCCCAAGUUCCGCCGGCUCUCCCUCCUCCUCAACCGGUCCCACCCCGACCGCCCCUGCUCGGUGUACAUCGCCGAGGCCGCCCGCCUCGUCGCCGAUGCGUGGGCCUUCCUCUCCAACGCCGCACUUAAGUCCGCCCUCGACGCCGAACUGGAUGCCGCCGCUGCACCUCGCGCACCGAUGCAACAGCCGGCGGUGGAGAGGAGGCCGCAGCCGUCGCCGCCUCCACAGCAGAGCCCGGUAUGGGCAGUUCCCCUGCCACGGCCACCUCCACAGCGGAUCCCGGUACGGCCAGCUCCCCAGCCAACGCCGCCUCCACAGCCGACUCGGCUGCAAGCAGCUACCCAGCCUUCUCGGCCCCCACAGCCGAGUUCGAUGCGAGCAGCUACCCAGACACCGCCGCCUCCACAGCCGAGUUCGCUGCGAGCAGCUACCCAGACACCGCCGCCUACACAGCCUAGUUCGCUGCGGGCAGCUACCCAGACACCGCCGCUUCCACAGCCGAGCCCGCCGCAACCAGCUACCCAGGCACAGCCACCUCCACAUUUGAGUCCGUUGCGAGCAGCUACCAAGCUACCGCCGUCUCCACAGCCGAGUCCGCUGCAACCAGCUACCCAACCACCGCCGCCUCCACAACCGAGCCUGCUGCAAGCAGCUUCCCAGCCACCCGCCGGAGCAACAGCUCCGCCGGUGGAGGCUGCCACAUUGCCUGCGUCGACAUUCUGGACAUUGUGCAAGGGGUGCUCCCAUAUUCACCAGUAUGAUCGUCUCUACGAGGCGCGCAAACUAAAGUGCUCCAGCUGCCACCAGCCAUUUGUAGCCGAGGCAAUGGCUGAGCCGCCACCCAUUGUGCCGGGCACUGACAUGUAUUACUGUACCUGGGGUUUCUUCCCGAUUGGGUUCCCCGGGUGCCCUGGCUUUGCGGAUCUGGUCAAUUCCCAGCCACAGGGAUCAGGUCAGCUGAGUGUACCAUGGCUUGGAGCCAACGGUGGCAUGGAAGCCAAUGGUAAGGUUGCUGCUGAGAAUGGUACUCCCAUUACCAUUGGUGCUGCAGGGAAGGAGACAGUGUCAUCUGAACCUUCGCCGGAACCUUUAAUGCACAUGGAAGUGGAAGUGCCACUGGUAACGGAACCUGCGCCAGAACCUUUAAUGCGCAUGAGAGUGGGGGUGCCAGCUGUGCCGGAACCUGUGAUGCCCACGAGAGUGGAGGUUCCAGCCUCGCCGCAACCUGUGAUGCCCACGAGAGUGGAGGUGCCUGCCGCGCUGGAACCUGUGCAGCGUACGAGAGUGAGCUCGGUGAAAGUGGGAGCAAAGAAGCGUGGUCGACCCAAAGGCAGCAAGAACAAGAACAAGAAGAAGCUAUGAGUUGUGACUUGAUAGCGAUGAGGAUGAUUGGCAUGGCAUGAUCAUAGUUCAGACCGGUUAGUUUGGCUAUUAAUUUCAUCCUGUUGUUGUCGCCGACUGAAGCAUUUGAUCUGUAGGUUCAAUACUCAUUUGCUGCUGACAGUAUCUAAAUGAGGAGCAUGGCGACUUUUGUGAUGGAAUAAGUUAUUUGUUUACCGGUAGUCUUUUCUUAGUUGUUGAGUUUUGUGGUCUUUCUUGCCAUUUAUGCUUUAGAUGAUAUAGCUGUUGUAUGCUGUCCAACCUCAUGACUCUCCUGGAGCUAGCUUUGUAGAUCUGAGUUUGCUGGGGAUUGCUCUUUGAUAGUGAGCAAUGUACACUCAAAUAAUGUGCUGCAAUAAUUGGGCAGUCGACCGUUAUGCGUUUU